UAGAAAAUAAUAAUUCUUCAUGGUAUCAGAGCCUUCGUCUCUCUCGACCAAACCCUAGCUGCGCCACCUUCUCCUUUGGCCGAACCCUAGUUCCGCCACCCCUCUCCUGCAGCGCCGCACGUCAUCGGCAGAAGCGCAGCUCCCAUACCUGCAGUGUCUCUGCCUCUGCAGGCGCAACUCUCUCUCUCUUUCGACAGGCGCAGUUCUCUCUCCUCCGGCAACACCAUGUCCGAGAAAACCCCCGUUACCGGCUCGGAAACCUCCUCUCCGACUCCCCACUUGGCUUUCACCACUAUUUCCAAUGUAAAGCUACAUGUUCCGAUUCUUCUCAGCUUCUCCGAGCCAAACUACAAGAAGUGGAGUCGGCUUUUCCUCCUCCUCAUUCGCCGGUUCUCUUUGGGUGGGUUUCUCACCGGCAAAUCGUCACCGUCGAGUGACGAUGACGACGAAUGGUUCCAACUUGACGCCCUCAUUCAAGGAUGGAUCUUAUCUACGGUGAAUGAUGAAGUGUGUGAUCUUGUGCUUUCCACUACCAAAUCGGCCUCGGAAUUAUGGAAGUCUAUCUAUAAUCUCUUUCACAACAAUAAAGCGGCUCGGGCUAUGCAACUUGAACACCAAUUCCGCACCACCACGAAGGGGUCUCUCUCUAUGGCCGCCUAUUGCCAAACCCUUCGUAACCUAACGGAUUGGUUGGAUGAUGUGGAUUCCACCGUGUCUGAACAACAGCUCGUUCUCCAAGUUCUUCGUGGGUUACCGGAUGACCUUCGUGGUCAAACGUCCUUCCUCCAAUAUCAAACGCCGCCCCCUACUUUUCUCCAAUCCCGGUCGGCCCUUCUCCUCCUCGAACAACAACGGGCAGAUCUGGGGACUGGCGGGGCCAUGGGGGACAGUGGCACGGCUCUAUACGCCGGCAGCGGUGGUUCCGGCGGUGGUGACUCACGGCGGUACGGCAGCACUGGUGGAGGCCGGGCAGAUUCCAGCGGAAGGGGCAGUCCUGGGCAGUCACAGCACAACCGGCAACGCGGGGGGACAGCAGAGGGGCCGUGGUCGCGGCCGAAGCUCCGGGUCGAAUGCACGGCACACCCACGGGCUGAUUACCGGACAAUUCACCAACCCAAACCCUAACCCGGGUCUCCUCGGCCCUCGACCGAAUCCCCACCCAUACCCACAGGCCU
This is a messenger RNA of Cuscuta campestris, 1175 nucleotides long. Lineage: Eukaryota; Viridiplantae; Streptophyta; Magnoliopsida; Solanales; Convolvulaceae. The record is from the annotation of a GenBank genome assembly.